GAGCGGUGGUCGCGUCUCUCCCGGUGCCCGCUCGCCCACCAUGUCCAAGUCCCUGAAGAAGCUGGUGGAAGACAGCCGGGACAAGGGGCUGCCCGAACUGGACAUGUGCGACCGGGCCAUCUCCAACCUGCUCGACGUGCCCGCCCUCUUUACUUUGUCUCAUAUCACCCAACUGGUCCUCAGCCACAACAAACUAACAACUGUGCCACCCAAUGUAGCGGAACUGAAGAAUCUGGAAGUGCUGAACUUUUUCAACAACCAGAUUGAGGAGCUGCCCACGCAGAUCAGCAGUCUCCAAAAGCUCAAACACCUGAACCUUGGCAUGAACAGGUUAAAUACCUUGCCCCGGGGAUUUGGCUCUUUACCUGCUCUCGAGGUCCUUGACUUGACUUACAACAACUUAAAUGAAAAUUCCCUUCCUGGAAACUUCUUCUACCUUACCACCCUGCGUGCACUCUAUCUAAGUGACAACGAUUUUGAAAUCCUGCCGCCAGAUAUUGGGAAGCUCACAAAGUUGCAGAUACUCAGCCUCAGGGAUAAUGACCUGAUAUCACUGCCUAAAGAAAUUGGGGAACUCACCCAACUCAAGGAACUUCACAUCCAGGGAAACCGACUGACCGUGCUGCCCCCAGAGCUGGGAAAUUUGGAUUUGACUGGCCAGAAGCAGGUGUUCAAAGCAGAGAACAACCCCUGGGUUACCCCCAUUGCCGACCAGUUCCAGCUUGGAGUGUCCCACGUCUUUGAAUACAUCCGUUCUGAAACAUACAAAUACCUCUACGGCAGACACAUGCAGGCGAACCCCGAGCCUCCGAAGAAGAACAACGACAAGUCCAAGAAGAUCAGCCGCAAGCCACUGGCAGCUAGGAAUAAAUGAGCCCGCGCCGGGACGGAGCUCGUCUUCCUUGCCCUUUUUUCCCUUGCCCCUUCCCAGCUCUGCCCUCCUGCCGGGUUUGCUGGAAAACCCGGCAAAAUGCUGAGCGGAGGAAGAAGAGGCCCUGCCUCUCACACAGACACAGCUUAUAGCUCUCCGGAGAAGGCUCACGGCAUAGCGUUCAUUCACAGAUGCAAUUAAAGCCAGAUAAUCUGUCACCGCACCAAAUAACUGCCCUGGCCACAGCCCUCCUCUCCCUGUAUGCUUCAGUGUACUCUGCUGUGCUCGUUAUAGAGAGUUCUUGCCAACGGAAACGUUGUGUUGAUUGACUUAAUAAAACCUUGUUUACUCUUAA
Tachyglossus aculeatus (Australian echidna) is the source of this 1226-nucleotide messenger RNA. It is a transcript of the gene RSU1, whose product is annotated as Ras suppressor protein 1. The transcript has 8 exons. NCBI's taxonomy places the organism in Eukaryota, Metazoa, Chordata, Mammalia, Monotremata, Tachyglossidae. Gene Ontology annotation, molecular function: protein binding. The record is from RefSeq and is a predicted model, not a curated record. Bases 41 to 874 code for a protein of 277 amino acids.